AUGAGCAGACCAGCUCUCUUGGAUGAGGAUCUUUAUGAGCGAGCAGCAGACCUGCAGAGAGAAAUCGAAGAAGAAGCACUAGCCAAAAAGUUGAAAAAAGAGAAGCCUACGGAUAGAGGCACCGGAAUGACAACUCGGCGAAGACGAAAAAAGAAAGUUGACGAAGAUGCAGCGGACAACGCGGACAACUCAGAAGAUCUCAUUGAGGAGGCUACUCAGAUCAUCAAUAAUCUAGAGAAGGAAAGGAUGAAAAAGACAAAGAAGAAGAAGAGGCGACGCCAUUCAUGGUCUGAUAGCAGUGAGUCGUCUGAUACUGAGAUUAGCGAAGCAUCUGAUUCUGAAGAAGACGAUGAGAUUGAACAGGAAGAAGAAGAUAUGGCUGGUACUUCGGGAGACAUUGAUGCUACUGAAAAUACGAAAGAAAGAAAUGGGAAAAGGAAGCGAAUUCGAUCAGAUUCUUCUAGUGAAAGUGCUAUUUCGGAGUCUAACAUAGUGGAUGAGCCCCGUAAAAAAGUAAUAAUAACGAGAAAGAACGAGAAAAAG
Molecule: messenger RNA, 543 nt
Organism: Cylicostephanus goldi
Lineage: Eukaryota; Metazoa; Nematoda; Chromadorea; Rhabditida; Strongylidae
Source: the annotation of a GenBank genome assembly